Darwinula stevensoni is the source of this 1977-nucleotide messenger RNA. The record is from the annotation of a GenBank genome assembly. NCBI's taxonomy places the organism in Eukaryota, Metazoa, Arthropoda, Ostracoda, Podocopida, Darwinulidae.
AGAGCCUAGGCAGCCAACCCAAGACCUAGGCACUACUGUAUUCAUCUCGUCAGUGAGAUCCUAGGAUACGGCAAGGCUUGUCCUCCUGCUCCUUAUCCUCUCCAUGCGACGGCGCAGUGUAGUGUAGGCCUGCGUGAUCCCACCUGAUGCAAUGGUUGUGGAUCUCCUUUCUCGCGUACGGAAAUGAGUCUUAAUUUCAUACAUUCGCUCAACCGGAGGAUGCGUUUGAGGGGGAAACCGAAGUCACACGCGGCAGCCGAAGUCGCUUCCCCAGAUGAAAAGCUUGAUUUGUGCUCCUCCGGUGAGGCUGUGGUGGAAAGAGAAGCAUGGGACAGCAAGAUCCAGUAUCUUUUGGGUGUUGUGAGUUUUGGAGUCGGUUUGGGUGCUGUCUGGCGGUUCCCUUACCUCUGCCAGAAAAACGGAGGUGGUGCCUUCCUCAUCCCGUACGUGGUAAUGCUGUUUGUUGAGGGUCUCCCCGUGUGUCUUCUGGAAAUGGGCAUCGGUCAAAAGCUGCGAUUGGGGUCUCUCGGGGUUUGGAAGAAAAUCCAUCCGGCAUUAGUCGGGAUCGGACUUUCGUCCACCGUCGUCUCCUUCCUAGUAUCCGUAUACUACAAUGUGGUCAUCAUGUGGUGUUUCUACUACCUCUUUGCCUCCUUCCAGAGUCCGCUGCCAUGGACGGAAUGCCCAGGGAACGAAACCGUCCAGGAGUGCCAAUUGAGCUCCCCGACGACGUAUUACUGGUUCCGAGAGAGCCUCGACAUCACCGGCUCGAUCGAAGACUCGGGAGGGAUGAAGUGGUGGCUCGCCCUCUGCCUCCUCCUCUCGUGGCUGGUUGUCUACAUCUGCAUCAUGAAAGGGAUCCAAACGUCGGGCAAGGUCACGUAUUUCACUGCAAUUUUCCCGUACAUUGUGAUAGCCGUGUUCUUAGGGAAAGCCGUCACGCUUCCUGGUGCCAAAGAGGGUCUCCUUCAUCUUUUCACGCCCAAGCUGGAGAAACUGGGGGAUCCCUUCGCUUGGACAGACGCGGCAGUCCAAGCAUUUUUCACCGUCGGCUGCGGUUUUGGCGGUCUCAUCGCCCUGGCCAGUUAUAAUCCCGUCUCCAACGACUGCGUCUUCGAUUCCAUCUUCACGGCUUUCGUUCAUCUCAUCACAUCCGUGCUCACAUCCCUCGUGGUAUUCGCCAUUCUUGGAUUCCAGGCCUUUAACAGGUUUCAGGACUGCUACAAUGAGAACAAGCAGUUGCUUACAUCUUUGUAUCCGGACGUGUUGAACUUGAGCAUGACCGAUAAGCAGUAUGAUCUCUAUUAUAACAUGGCAUUGGAGGAGAAGACCAUAGAUGCAAACGAAUUUCGCAACUGCAGUCUGAUGGAAGAACUGGAUCAAAAACCCGAGGGGACAGGGAUUCUGUGCCUGGUCUGCUUUCUCCUGGGUCUCAUAUUCACGACCGGUUCUGGGUCGUAUUGGGUCACUCUUAUUGACAGUUUUUCGUCCACUGGACUCCUCCUUGUCGGCUGCAUGGAAUUGGUCAUCAUCGUUUACGGCUAUGGGAUGAAACGAUUUGUUGGUGACAUCAAGGAAAUGACUGGUCGAAAUCCGGGAUAUUUCUGUGAGAUUUGCUGGCGAUAUCUAAGCCCGUUUCUUCUCGUCGCUUUAUUCAUAACGACUAUCUACAAGAGUGCGUCUGAAUAUCCAGGCUACUACGCGUGGAACAAGGAAAUCGGGAGAAACGAGCUUCAGCAGUACCCAUUAUGGGCUCUAUGUCUCGGGGUCGGUUGCCUGGUACUCACCAUCAUUCCCGUCCCUAUUGGUGCCCUCUAUUACUAUCUGAUAAGAAAGAGGAAGGAAAGGGAGAAAACUCCAGAUGAAGAAGCCUUAAACAUUCAAGACUUGACUCCCGGGGACUCUUCAGUUCAAACUCAUUCCUUUCUCCAUGCCAAAUUCACCAAGGUCAGUCGAAUAUCUCAUUUUCUUCGAUGA